AUGGUUGAGCUCGAUGAAGCGAUACGCGUUCUAAGGUGUAGUACGCACUAUGAGGUGCUGAAUCUUAAGGGAGCGAAACAAACUCCAGAAUUUGUAAAUGCUCAUCAAGUACGAAAACGUUAUAAGGAACUCGCGAUUCUCGUCCACCCAGACAAAAACCAAUCUCCCAAUGCCGAGUCUGCGUUUAAGCGACUGAGUGAAGCCUAUGAAUGUCUAGUGGAUGAAAUUUCUCAGCGCGCUUAUCUGCAACAACUUAAUGUGAAAACUCAACGAAAGUCGUCGAGGCAAAAGAACAAGUACAAGCGGAAGAGAGAGACACCGUCCGAAACAAUGACUGAGCAUGAACCGAAGUUACCAAAGCGUAUGCGAACGCCUGAGGAGAUUUGGCAGGAGUUCCAACGGGAAGAAGAAGAAUUGGCACGACGGCACUUCCAUGCUAAAGGGUUUGACAGAGUGUACAAUUCGGCAAUGAAGCAGCCAGCGCAAGGUGCCAACGAUAUGUUGGCCUUAAAGGAAAAGCAGCAUGCUAUUCUCAAUAUCGAUCUUGAUCUGAAAGCAAAUGAGUGGGCAGCAUGGAACAAGUCGACAUUUAGACGAACGCAAACGAAACUAGCACAUGAGGAUGGUGCAAAGUCAAGCGCGAGAGUUGCUUCUCCAUCGCGAAUUUACUGUUUGAUAUGUCAACGUAAAUUUAUAAGUGUGGAAGCACUAAAUCGACAUGAAGCACUAUCCAAACUGCACUUGGCGAAUGUGCACGCCCAACGAAGCUAA
Molecule: messenger RNA, 771 nt
Organism: Plasmopara halstedii
Lineage: Eukaryota; Oomycota; Peronosporomycetes; Peronosporales; Peronosporaceae
Product: -like protein
Exons: 2
Coding region: 1-771 (256 amino acids)
Biological process (GO): cellular response to misfolded protein
Cellular component (GO): endoplasmic reticulum membrane
Molecular function (GO): Hsp70 protein binding
Source: RefSeq, a predicted model, not a curated record